Molecule: messenger RNA, 372 nt
Organism: Brettanomyces bruxellensis
Lineage: Eukaryota; Fungi; Ascomycota; Pichiomycetes; Pichiales; Pichiaceae
Exons: 1
Coding region: 1-372 (123 amino acids)
Biological process (GO): cellular response to oxidative stress
Cellular component (GO): cytoplasm
Molecular function (GO): sulfiredoxin activity
Source: RefSeq, a predicted model, not a curated record
AUGUCAAUGCAAACUAAAGGCCAUCCAACUGAAUAUCUUCCACUUAAGGAGAUCAUCAGACCGAUUCCUCCAACCUUGGAUUAUUGCAAGAUUGAUGCAAUGGUGUCAACUUUGAACGGAGUUCCGAAGGCUUCCAAAACUGCCAAAAUAGAGGACAUAGUACCAGGUGAACUUCCACCAAUUGAUGUGCUUAGUGUGAAAGAUAAGGGAAAAAUGAAAUACUUUGCAUUCGGUGGAUGCCAUAGAUUCCAGGCUUAUGAGAAGAGCAAAACUGAGCAGGUGAGGUGUAGGAUAAUAUCAUGUCCAAAAUCGACGCUUCGGAUGUACUUAGGCGGGUCGAUAUUCUACUAUUUCGAUGAUCUGGAAGAAUAA